AUGGAAUGGUUCCAUCCGAGGAGAAGGGGUCCUGAGUGGAAACAUGGGUGGGCAGGCCAGACUCUGGCUUCCAUCUCUACACCACCAUCUCCAUUGCUCACCAUUUUUGGCAUAGUUAUUCUCCUACUAUGGCUCUCUCAGUACACAGAUUACAAGUCUCAAUUACGCCACACAGCAAUCAACUUUCAGCUUUUCCUUUUCUUGCUACCCAUUCUGCUUAUUUUCUUGGUGGCUUCAUAUUCUACAAACUGGAUGCUUUAUUCUCGGCUCCAACAACCGCAGCAUGAUUCGGUUAGUCCAGCUGCUGCUGCUGGGGGAUCUUCGCCUUGGGGUAUUGCCAUCUUUGUGGUGCUGCUGCUUGUUUUGCUUUCUUACCAAUCUACAUUUCAUUCCAAAUGGUUUGGACCUCUUGGGAGGUCAGAUUAA
Hevea brasiliensis (rubber tree) is the source of this 426-nucleotide messenger RNA. RefSeq lists its product as uncharacterized. NCBI's taxonomy places the organism in Eukaryota, Viridiplantae, Streptophyta, Magnoliopsida, Malpighiales, Euphorbiaceae. The record is from RefSeq and is a predicted model, not a curated record. The transcript has a single exon. The coding region runs from base 1 to 426 and encodes 141 amino acids.